This is a messenger RNA of Mus pahari (shrew mouse), 3349 nucleotides long. It is a transcript of the gene Prkcq, whose product is annotated as protein kinase C theta. Gene Ontology annotation, molecular function: ATP binding; diacylglycerol-dependent serine/threonine kinase activity. The coding region runs from base 90 to 2303 and encodes 737 amino acids. Gene Ontology annotation, biological process: intracellular signal transduction; peptidyl-serine phosphorylation. NCBI's taxonomy places the organism in Eukaryota, Metazoa, Chordata, Mammalia, Rodentia, Muridae. The record is from RefSeq and is a predicted model, not a curated record. The transcript is spliced from 19 exons.
CCUCGGGUCGCCGGGCCCGCGCCAGUCCCCGCCAUCCGAGCAACAGCGGCGCUGCGCUGGGACCGCGGCCGCGACACCAGGGAACAACCAUGUCACCGUUUCUUCGAAUUGGUUUAUCCAACUUUGACUGUGGGACCUGCCAAGCUUGUCAGGGAGAGGCGGUGAACCCCUACUGUGCUGUGCUUGUCAAAGAGUAUGUGGAAUCAGAAAAUGGGCAGAUGUACAUCCAGAAAAAGCCAACCAUGUACCCACCUUGGGACAGCACCUUUGAUGCCCACAUUAACAAGGGAAGGGUGAUGCAGAUCAUCGUGAAGGGCAAAAAUGUAGACCUCAUCUCAGAAACAACCGUGGAACUCUACUCCCUGGCAGAGAGAUGCCGCAAGAACAACGGGCGGACAGAAAUAUGGUUAGAGCUGAAACCUCAAGGCCGAAUGCUAAUGAAUGCAAGAUACUUUCUGGAAAUGAGUGACACAAAGGACAUGAGUGAGUUUGAGAAUGAAGGAUUCUUUGCACUACAUCACCGCCGAGGAGCCAUCAAACAGGCCAAAGUCCACCACGUCAAGUGUCACGAGUUCACGGCCACCUUUUUUCCUCAGCCCACAUUUUGCUCUGUCUGCCAUGAAUUUGUCUGGUCCUGCCUCCUUAUGGUUCAAAUAUCACCACUGGUUGGUUCCAAAACAUUAGCACAUGGCUUUGGGGCAUUUCGGAUUCAAUCUAGAAGGGGCCUGAACAAACAGGGUUACCAGUGCCGACAGUGUAAUGCAGCAAUUCACAAGAAGUGCAUUGAUAAAGUGAUAGCCAAGUGCACAGGAUCUGCGAUCAAUAGCCGAGAAACCAUGUUCCAUAAGGAGAGAUUCAAGAUCGACAUGCCACACAGGUUCAAAGUCUACAACUACAAGAGUCCAACCUUCUGUGAGCACUGUGGUACCCUGCUCUGGGGGCUGGCAAGGCAAGGACUCAAAUGUGAUGCAUGUGGCAUGAACGUCCACCACCGAUGCCAGACAAAGGUCGCCAAUCUCUGUGGUAUAAACCAGAAGCUAAUGGCUGAAGCACUAGCAAUGAUUGAAAGCACCCAACAGGCUCGCUCCUUAAGAGAUUCAGAACACAUCUUCCGAGAAGGCCCAGUUGAAAUUGGUCUCCCAUGCUCCAUCAAAAAUGAAACCAGGCCACCAUGCGUACCAACACCUGGGAAAAGAGAACCCCAGGGCAUUUCCUGGGAGUCCCCUUUGGAUGGGUUGGAUAAAUCGGCCCGUCCUCCUGAACCCGAAGUGAGCGUGCGCAGGACUUCUCUGCAGCUGAAACUGAAGAUCGAUGACUUCAUCCUGCACAAGAUGUUGGGGAAAGGAAGUUUUGGCAAGGUCUUCCUUGCGGAGUUCAAGAGAACCAAUCAGUUUUUCGCAAUAAAAGCCUUAAAGAAAGAUGUGGUGUUGAUGGAUGAUGACGUCGAGUGUACCAUGGUGGAGAAGAGGGUUCUGUCCUUGGCAUGGGAGCAUCCGUUUCUAACACACAUGUUCUGCACAUUCCAGACCAAGGAAAAUCUCUUUUUCGUGAUGGAGUAUCUCAAUGGAGGAGACUUGAUGUACCACAUCCAAAGUUGCCACAAAUUUGAUCUUUCCAGAGCCACGUUUUAUGCUGCCGAGAUCAUCCUUGGUCUGCAGUUCCUUCAUUCCAAAGGAAUUGUCUAUCGGGACCUGAAGCUCGAUAAUAUCUUGUUAGACAGAGAUGGACAUAUCAAAAUAGCAGACUUUGGGAUGUGCAAGGAGAACAUGCUAGGAGAUGCGAAGACAAACACUUUCUGUGGAACUCCUGACUACAUCGCUCCGGAGAUCUUGCUGGGUCAAAAAUACAACCAUUCCGUCGACUGGUGGUCCUUCGGGGUCCUACUUUACGAGAUGCUGAUUGGUCAGUCGCCGUUCCACGGGCAGGACGAGGAGGAGCUGUUCCACUCCAUCCGCAUGGACAAUCCCUUCUACCCGAGGUGGCUAGAAAGGGAGGCCAAGGAUCUUCUAGUGAAGCUCUUUGUGAGAGAACCUGAGAAGAGGCUGGGAGUGAGAGGAGACAUCCGCCAGCAUCCUUUGUUUCGAGAGAUCAACUGGGAAGAGCUUGAGAGGAAAGAGAUUGACCCACCCUUCAGACCAAAAGUGAAAUCACCAUACGACUGUAGCAAUUUCGACAAGGAAUUCCUAAGUGAGAAACCCCGGCUAUCUUUCGCUGACAGAACACUUAUCAACAGCAUGGACCAGAACAUGUUCAGCAACUUUUCCUUCAUUAACCCAGGGAUGGAGACUCUCAUUUGCUCCUGAACCUCAUCUGUCUCCAGACUGGAAGGGAAUUGCCUUCUCUCUGGGAACUGGUUCAAGUAACACUUCCUGGGGGGUGGGGGGUCUCUUUUUCACGUUAGAGAAGAAAAGAAACACUCAACCACAAAGGCAGAGAGGACUGCUGAGCUCCUUGUGUGACAUGUUACCUGUAGCACAAACCAUGCCUACUUCACUAAUGACGUCACCCCGGUAUAUCUCCUGGAAUCUCUCACAGCAGCCCUUGAAGUUGGAUCAUUGUUAACUCUAGUCAUUUACUUGAAAGAUGGUUCCCGAUGCUGUGAAAGAUUCGAAACGUAAUUCUGCUCUUGCCCUAGACAACAGCUGCUGGUUGGUGAUGAACCAAGGCGCAAGUGGAACAGAUGUCUCAAGACUGGGACAGUGAUCGCCUGUUAUAGGAGUCAAUUCCACUCAACCACAGAGAAGGAACCACUAAGCCACAUUGAUCUGUGCAUGUCUGUGGAAAUGUCGAUGGCAGAAGGGAGGGAAAGGGGAAGCCCUGAACAGAUUGUAAUGGGAAGCUCUCCAAUAAACAUAGCAUGAAACUUGAGAUUUACAAAAUCUGUUCAUUCUGGCUUGCCCCGAAAUUCCCAACGCAGAGGAAAGUAAGGGGCAGUGAGCAGAGUAGAGCCCUUGUCGCCAACAGGGAAGGGUAAGGAUGUCACUUACGUGGAGCCUCUUAUGCACACAGAAGGAAAGUAUAACCAACAAGGGCAGGGUGGUUUACGGCUGCCAAUCAAGCCUUCCUUUACCCCUCUGUUCUCAGUUGAUCUCUCAGUCAGCGUAGGUAGGCAUUCGUUACCAUCCUCCCAUUAGACAAGAAAUAAAAGUGCAUGACUUCUGAGAUAAAGAAAACCAGUCCCUUAUCACAUUGUUCCCAGUGAUUUGAUGGCAAAUAAGUCCCUCCUUAGGAAUCCUGUAAGACAACCCAACCUAUGCAUGCUAUUUGCAGUCGUCAGUCCUGUUGAGUUAGAGUCCCAACUAUACACAGUAUUGUGCGGUGUUUAUGUAUUUUGAUGAGAUGUGAUGAU